This is a messenger RNA of Anolis carolinensis (green anole), 918 nucleotides long. Its product is annotated as zinc finger protein RFP-like. The transcript has 5 exons. Gene Ontology annotation, molecular function: ubiquitin protein ligase activity; zinc ion binding. NCBI's taxonomy places the organism in Eukaryota, Metazoa, Chordata, Lepidosauria, Squamata, Anolidae. The record is from RefSeq and is a predicted model, not a curated record. Gene Ontology annotation, cellular component: cytoplasm. Gene Ontology annotation, biological process: protein ubiquitination; regulation of gene expression; innate immune response. The coding region runs from base 1 to 918 and encodes 305 amino acids.
AUGGCUGCUGCUCAGGAUCUCUGCGCUGAACUGACUUGUCCCAUUUGCCUGGACUAUUUUGAGGACCCCGUCACCUUGGCCGAAUGUGGGCACAAUUUCUGCCGGACCUGCCUGACCCAAUCCUGUGGAGAAGGGGGGGAAAAAGCUGCCUGUUCACAGUGCAGAAUAUGCUUUCAAAUAGAGAACCUCAUUACAAACCGACAGCUGAGGAACAUGGUGGAGAUUGCCAAGAAACUGCAGGAGGAGAGAGGGACAGGAGGGGAUCGCCUCUGCGAGAAGCACCAGGAGCCCCUGAAGCUGUUUUGCAAAGAGGAUGAAGUCCUCAUCUGUGUGGUGUGUGACAGAGCCAAGGCACACAAGAACCACGAGGUCGUUCCUCUGGAAGAAGCUCCCCAGGACUACAAGACAAAGAUUGCAAGUUAUCUGAUGAGUCUGAAGAAAUUGCAAGAGGAAAUGUGUGCGUUUAAAACACAGACAGACGCAGAAAGCCAAAUUCUGCUUAAGCAAACAAAGGCAGGCAGAGAAAAGACUGUGGCUGCAUUCAAACAGCUGCACCAGUUUUUGGAAGAACAAGAGAAGCUCCUGCUCUCUCAGAUGGAAGAGGUGGAGAAGGAGAUUGCAAGCAAAAGGGACGAGCAUAUGGCCAACCUGUCAGAGGAACUCUCUAGUCUUGAAAAUAUCAUCAGGGAGAUGGAGUUGAAGUGUCUUCAGCCAGCAAGUGAAUUUCUGCAGGAUAUUAAAAACACACUGCAGAGAUGUGAAGCAAGAAAGGAGUUCAGGAAACCUGACAUUUAUCCUCUUGAGCUGAAGUGGAAGAUCUGGGACUAUGGAGAUAUAGCUCUGUUUCUGGAAGGUGCCACGAAGCAAGUCAGAGGUAAAGAAAAUGCCUCCAAGAAUAAGGAACCUGUGAACAUUUAA